GGGAGGACAUGAUCAGAGGAUAGUGCCAGUGGCCCAUCCUUGGAAUUGGAGAAUCGUGGUUUGAGGCCAGCCUUGGCAGAAAAGUUUGUGAGACUCCGUUCUCUACCUAUAGCUGGGCCAAGCUGGGUGCAUGCCUGUCAUUCCAGCUACAAUGGGGUGCCUAAAACCAGCAGAUCGCAGUCCAGGUAUUUGAAAGGCCUAGGGUGAGAUCCCAUCUCAAGAAAUAACCAAACCAAGAAGGGAUAGAGGUGAGGCUCAUGUGGUAAAGCACCUACCUAGCAAGUACAAAGCAAGCCCUGAAUUCAAACCCCAGUACUGACAAAUAUAAAAUAAAAUAAAAUGAGAACAGGACAGAUGCAGGCGAUGGUGGCUGAUGUCAACAGCUGCUGGGGCUUGGUGGAGAAGAAAUGGGUUAAUUAAUCCCAGGCUGAGGGGAGGCCUCCAGUGCUGCGGGGGGCAUGCUGGGGCCUGCGCUGGCUCGAGGGGGGGCCGAGGCAGAGGCUAAUGAGUGGGUGAGGCAGUGGCAGACUGUGGCUGAGCUAGCGUCUGAACUGCGUGGAAAUGGCCGGGCCAGGGUUUCGGGGUCACACCGGUGGACCACUCCUGCUGCUCCUGCUCCUGCUCCCAUCCCAGGCCCUGCCUGAAGGACCGCUGGUGUUCGUGGCUCUGGUGUUCCGCCAUGGCGACCGCGCCCCGCUGGCUUCCUACCCCACAGACCCGCACAAGGAGGCGGUGUCCAGCCUGUGGCCUCGAGGCCUGGGCCAGCUGACCCGGGAGGGGAUCCGCCAGCAGCUGGAGCUGGGCCGGUUCCUGAGGCGGCGCUACAAGGCCUUUCUGAGUCCUGAGUAUCGGCGGGAGGAGGUCUACAUCCGCAGCACUGACUUCGACCGCACGCUGGAGAGUGCGCAAGCCAACCUGGCCGGGUUGUUCCCUGAGGCCGCCCCGGGGAACCCUGAGGCUGACUGGAAGCCCAUCCCAGUGCACACAGUGCCCGUCAGUGAGGACAAGCUGCUGAGGUUCCCCAUGCGUAGCUGUCCCCGAUACCAUGAAUUGCUGCGGGAGUCCACGGAGGCUGCCGAGUACCAGGAGGCCCUGGAGGGCUGGACGGGCUUCCUGACUCGCCUGAGCAACUUCACGGGGUUGACACUGGUCGGGGAGCCCCUCCGCAAGGCAUGGAAGGUUCUGGAUACACUCAUCUGCCAGCGGGCACACGGACUCACCCUCCCAUCCUGGGCCUCCCCGGAUGUCCUGCGGACACUGGCACAGAUAUCAGCUUUGGAUAUCGGGGCACACGUGGGCCCACCCCGGGCAGCAGAGAAGGCCCAGCUGACAGGGGGGAUCCUGCUCGAUGCCAUCCUCAGCAACUUCUCGCGGGCCCAGCGCCUGGGCCUGCCCCUCAAGAUGGUGAUGUAUUCAGCUCAUGACAGCACCAUCCUGGCCCUCUUGGGAGCCCUGGGUCUCUAUGAUGGGAAGACCCCAACACCACCUUAUGCCGCCUGCCUGGCCUUUGAGUUCCGGAAGUGCCUCAGGGACCCAGAGGAAGAUGGACGGAACAUCACUGUAUCCCUCUUCUACCGCAAUGACACUACCCGCCCACCGCUGCCCCUCAGCCUCCCUGGGUGCCAGGCCCCCUGCCCCCUGUGGCUCUUCCAUCGGCUGACCGCUCCUGCCCGGCCUCCAGCACAUGGGGCCCGUUGCCAAGGCUCCUCUGACCCUGCCACCUCCCCAGGUGACAGCCCUUUGCACUUAGGUGGGAGUGGGGGGGUCCCCAGUCCUGAGGCCAAUCCCCAUGUUCUUCCUGCAGCAGCCACAGUACCCCUGCUGGCGGGAGCUGUGGCUGUGCUGGGGGUGCUCAGUCUGGGCCUUGGCCUCCUAGCUUGGAGGCCUAGCUGCCUGCGGGCCUUGGGGGGUGCCGUAUGAUUGGGGCAGCCCCUCCUCCCCAGCUGCCACUGGAUCCUAACAUGUGUGCUCAUCUGCUGCUCUGGCUUGUCACUUACUGCGCCUGGGGGGGGGGACACGGGAGGACAAGGUGGGGCCCCUGGCUGUGGGGCCUGUGGAUGAG
Perognathus longimembris pacificus (Pacific pocket mouse) is the source of this 2062-nucleotide messenger RNA. It is a transcript of the gene Acp4, whose product is annotated as acid phosphatase 4. Gene Ontology annotation, molecular function: receptor tyrosine kinase binding; protein tyrosine phosphatase activity; acid phosphatase activity. Gene Ontology annotation, biological process: lysosome organization; regulation of neuronal synaptic plasticity; negative regulation of ERBB4 signaling pathway. Lineage: Eukaryota; Metazoa; Chordata; Mammalia; Rodentia; Heteromyidae. Bases 562 to 1920 code for a protein of 452 amino acids. The record is from RefSeq and is a predicted model, not a curated record. The transcript is spliced from 10 exons. Gene Ontology annotation, cellular component: postsynaptic membrane; lysosome.